AUGGCACUGUCGGGCGUGAAGGGCUUCGACGAGCACGAGUCGGCAGUGGAGAACCUGUACUUCAACAAGGAGGACGAGCGCAUCCUGCGCAAGAUCCUGGGCAAGGUGAAGAACCAGGCCGAGCAGGACGAGACCGCCAAGGCGCAGCACGCGGCGGCGGACGAGGCUGCGCUGCGCCAGAUCCUCGCGAAGUACAGCGUGGCCGACCACGAUAUCAAGGCCCUCCUGCACUGGAAGCACGCCACCUAUUGA
This is a messenger RNA of Monoraphidium neglectum, 252 nucleotides long. RefSeq lists its product as hypothetical. The coding region runs from base 1 to 252 and encodes 83 amino acids. Lineage: Eukaryota; Viridiplantae; Chlorophyta; Chlorophyceae; Sphaeropleales; Selenastraceae. The record is from RefSeq and is a predicted model, not a curated record. The transcript is spliced from 3 exons.